This is a messenger RNA of Electrophorus electricus (electric eel), 1837 nucleotides long. RefSeq names its product RNA pseudouridine synthase domain containing 2 (gene rpusd2). The record is from RefSeq and is a predicted model, not a curated record. Gene Ontology annotation, molecular function: RNA binding; pseudouridine synthase activity. Gene Ontology annotation, biological process: enzyme-directed rRNA pseudouridine synthesis. NCBI's taxonomy places the organism in Eukaryota, Metazoa, Chordata, Actinopteri, Gymnotiformes, Gymnotidae.
CGGUGUGGCUAUCACUCCUGUGUUUAUCAAGGGCUGGUAAGUAAGUCUUAACAAGGGGUGUAUGUCAGGCACCAGUGUACCGUGGUGGGGCAGAAUAACCGUAAACACCAAUACGAAGGAAGUGAAUACUUACUGGCGAAAUUUAUAUAUAGUAGUCAGCAGCGGUUUUUCCUGGCGUGCUGUACAGAGCAAAACGAGGUUCAGUAUCAUGGAAACGAAACAAGUUAACGAAGACGCUGUGGUCGUGCAGGGAACGAGAGCCACAGAUAUCACGGAAAGCUGUGGAAAACGCAAAGGACAAGACACCGACGAACAAGUGAAUAGUCGAAAGAAGCGAAAGAGUAACGGAAAACAACUAAAACAUGGGGAGAGAUAUGUUCCCCCUCCGCAAAAACGCAACCCAGGUGUGAGUUUCAACCAAGAACAUUUUGCAGAAACGUCAUACUAUUUUGAAGGAGGCCUUCGCAAAGUAUAUCCUUAUUAUUUUGAUUUUAAAACCUACUGCAAGGGGCGUUGGAUUGGUAGAACUCUGUUUGAAGUUUUUACUACUGAAUUUCGUGCUGAACCACUGGACUACUAUAAGAAAGCAGUUAAAGUGGGACGUAUUCGAUUGAAUGAAAUACCCGUGAAUGACUUAAAUAUAACACUUAAGAACAAUGACUUCAUGAGGAACACAGUGCACCGGCAUGAGCCACCUGUGAGUGGUCGGCCACUGGAGGUUUUGGUGGAUGAUGGUAAAGUGGUAGUGGUGGACAAGCCCGCGUCACUGCCUGUCCAUCCCUGCGGGCGAUACCGUCACAACACGGUCAUCUUUAUCCUGGGAAAAGAGAGAGGUCUCUGCGGGCUUCACACCGUGCAUCGUCUGGAUCGCCUCACUUCAGGUGUCCUCUUGUUUGCCCGCACUUUGGAGGUAUCAAAGAAACUGGACCAGAUGGUCCGUGAUCGACAGUUGGAGAAAGAAUACGUUUGCCGUGUGGAGGGAGAGUUCCUAGAUGGUGAGGUGGUGUGCAAGGAGCCCAUUCUAGUUGUGUCCUUCAAGGUGGGUCUCUGCAGGGUGCAUCCCAAAGGCAAAGAGUGUUGCACAGUAUUCCAAAAGCUCAGCUACAAUGGGCGCUCUAGUGUGGUCCGCUGUCUCCCACUCACGGGGCGCACUCACCAGAUCCGUGUCCAUCUCCAAUUCCUGGGCUUCCCCAUCCUUAAUGACCCGAUUUAUGGGUCUUCUGCAUGGGGCCCGGACAGGGGCAAGGGAGGCCUGCUGGGUAUGAGUGAUGAGGAGCUCCUGGAGGGCCUCCUACAGGAGCACCGAUCAAAGGAGAGUUUGCAUCUUUUGGAUCUUUCAGAUGAAGUGAUAGUAGAAAAGAGUGUUGUAGGUAGUGGUGACUCGGUUAACAAUGAAAUGCAGGUCAAGGCUGAAUCUUUAACUGGUGAGUGUGAAGGUUUAUGUACCCUGCCCGUAAUUUCACUUUCAACAGGGGAGCCUAAACCAAACAGCAGCAUCUCUUCAAAUUGUAAGGAACUAGAAAUGAAGAGUGUUCAGAUAGAAAAGAGUGAUUCUCACGCUGAGGAGUCAUCCAGAAGUGCAAAUUGUACCAUGGUUGUUAGAGAUCAUUUGUGUGGGGAGUGCAAAAUUGUUCGGCCUGACCCUACAGAGAAGGAACUUGUCAUGUACCUGCACGCAUUGCGCUACAAGGGGCCUGACUUUGAAUACUCAACACGAUUGCCCGACUGGGCUGAUGAAAACUGGGUCCAGGACUGAAAUCCUCUUGAUAUCACUUCAGAACUUUAUAAAUAUUUACACACUCGAAAUCAUAAAAGAAUAAAAAGAGUGUUUUCUUUU